CCAAAACAACAAUUUUAUGUAUGUGUACAUGCAUGACAUUUCAAACCACUGGGCAGAAUUAAGCUGCUACUCGUGCUGCAAGUAAGAACUUACAGAUUAAUUAAUUUAAGAAUAAUUAAUUCACCUUAAUCAAAACAGUGUCGCAAAUUUAAUUGCAUCCUUAAUUACCCAAAAAGCAGCAAACCUUAGUAAAGUUGCAAUGAUUUCCAUCACCGGAAUUUUGUGGAUACUUUUGUAUCUGGUUGUUUUCUUCGUCAUGUUAUUCGUCUAUUCGAUUAUCAGAGAAAAUUUGUACUUCCGGUCGAAGAAAGUCUUGAACAUGGGAAACAUUGUAAUAACUGCCUUCUACUACUUGAUCUACAAGAAAAAAGGCAGACUUGCCAUCAUUCAAGUGAGUUACGAACAAAUGAAAAAAGCGCAAGUGUCCAUUGCGGGGAAAAUGGUGAUGGGGGUCGCUAAUUACUUUGUUAUAGAUUCAGACAUGUUGAAGCAAAUUCUUGUCAAAGAUUUCGAUCAUUUUGUGAACCGUCGUUUCCAAAUGUCUGAGCAUGACAUUCUCGCGAAUAAGAUGCUCAUUUUUCAGAAUGAUGAGAAGUGGAAGUCAUUGAGAUCAAAAAUGAGCCCGACUUUCACCACGGGAAAGAUUAAGCGUCUCUUCUCCCUGUUCAACGACAGUGCAAAGAAGUUGGUGAAAUAUGUCGACGAAAGGAUGGCGGAGUCGACCGAUGGCGAAAUCGACUUGGGCGAAGGAUACUCAAAAUUCACAAUGGACACGAUCGCCUCCGCCGUUUGUGGCAUGAACUCGCAAGCGUUCGAUCAAACUGAACACUCGCUUUUUGAGUUAAUGGGAAAAAAGCUGCAAAUUACUUUUAACUCGAAGAAUAUUUUCAAGUUUUUGAUCCUGCUCGGAUUUUCCAAAAUUUCUAAGGGAGCUGGCAUUACAAUGUUUGAGGAGGAUAUGCACCAAUUUUUCGCACGUGCGAUCAAAUCGUCGAUUAAAGAGAGAAACGAAACGGGCCAAAAAGGGAACGACUUUAUUCAGUUGAUGUUGGAGGUGAGGGAAGAUAAGCUGAAGACGGAUGAAAGUGAGUUGGACAGUUUUGAGAAGGAUGCCAUCAUAAAGAGCGAGGUCAAAGGUCAAGUGUCGACUGCCGACCUGUUGGAUGAUGACGGAAUAGUGUCAAAUUGCGUACUAUUCAUUUUGGCUGGAUUUGAUACGACACAAUCACUUUUGUUAUUUUGUGCCUAUGCCCUCGCAAUUUAUCCCGAAAUUCAGGAAAAGCUGAGGACGGAAGUUGAAGCCGUUUUGGAUGAAAAUGAUGGCGAUUUCACCUAUGAUUCGAUACACAAGAUGACGUACCUCGACAUGGUCAUUAAUGAAACCCUGCGAUUUUACCCACCCGCCCCCACUACGGAUCGAGCUUGCACUCAAGAUUGCUCGCUUCCUGGUACUGAUAUCACUAUUAAGAAAGGAGAAGUAGUGAUAGUUCCGAUAUUUGGAAUUCAUCACGACGAACGGUACUAUCCAGAACCCGAAAAGUUUGAUCCUGAGCGAUUCUCACCGGAAAAUAAGGGAAAAAUUAACACCUACGCUUUCCUUCCGUUCGGACAAGGGCCUAGAAAUUGCAUUGGAAUGAGAUUUGCAUUGACGGAGGUGAAGCUGGCGAUUGCCCAACUCGUUCACAAUUUUGAUAUCGAACCCUCCAAAAGAACGCUAAUUCCGAUGGCAUAUCAAAAUGCAGGAUCUCUGAAACCCAAGGAUGGAACGAUGUGGCUGGCCCUCAAGCGAAGGACUCCUGCAGUUGACUGAAAAGUAGUGAAAAGUCUUUAACUUUCCGUGAAGUAUUAUGUAAAUAUAUCUAAUCAUUACUUUAUGAAGAAAUGAAUUGUAGCCAGACUUAACUUUGGGUACAAAAAAUAAGUUUCCAUUUUCAUAAUCGCUAUUUCUUAAUUUUCCACUAUUUCUAUAAAUCUCAGGAAUAAAGUAUCGACAGUUGUUUAAUUUAUGCAAUAAUUUUUAUUCGAGUUGAAAUUAAAAUAUAUGCAUGCAUACCAGACAAAAUAUACAUUCGUAUUGAUUAGACAGUUCCAUUUGAACUAAAAUUUAUAUCCUGAUCUUUCCAGCAUUAUCUUUUAAUUCUAUUGACAAUUCCGUCACCAAUAAAAUUACAAACAUUGACCGAAGAUUA
Messenger RNA from Folsomia candida, 2189 nucleotides. RefSeq names its product cytochrome P450 9e2. Lineage: Eukaryota; Metazoa; Arthropoda; Collembola; Entomobryomorpha; Isotomidae. The transcript has 3 exons. The record is from RefSeq and is a predicted model, not a curated record. Gene Ontology annotation, molecular function: iron ion binding; monooxygenase activity; oxidoreductase activity, acting on paired donors, with incorporation or reduction of molecular oxygen. The coding region runs from base 200 to 1810 and encodes 536 amino acids.